CUCGUACCGAUAGUCUCAAAAAUCCAACAGAGUAACCAGAUUACAAUUCUCAGCUCAACGCAAACAUGACUUCAAUUAAAGGUCCAGGAGCCGCGCAGGUACACAACGGCUCGGGUCUCAGAGUUGCAAUCGUUCACGCGCGGUGGAACAUGGAAAUAAUCGGCCCUCUUGUUGACGGGGCCAAACGAAGCCUCCUAUCAGCCGGAGUUCUGGAGGAGAAUAUAUCACUGCAUACCGUUCCAGGCAGCUACGAGUUGCCCUAUGCCGCGCAGCGGAUAUAUGCCGCCUCGCAGAUUCAAGCUGCUAGAAGCUCGGCUUCCGCUCAGGCCAUCAGCGCCACGGACUUGCUUUCUUCUUCGUCUGCAGACCUUGCAAACCAAUCUACUCAACCGCCAUCUACCGAUACGCCCCAGCCAUUCGAUGCCAUAAUAGCGAUAGGUGUUUUGAUCAAAGGGGAAACUAUGCAUUUCGAAUACAUUGCCGAUGCUGUUACUCACGGAUUGAUGCGCGUCCAGCUGGAGACGGGCGUGCCUGUCAUAUUUGGUGUACUUACUGUACUGAACGAGGAACAAGGACUUGAAAGAGCCGGUUUGGGCAAAAAGGGCAUGCAUAACCAUGGCGAAGAUUGGGGCAAUGCAGCCGUCGAACUCGGAGCAAAGAGAAGAGACUGGGCUGAAGGAAGAAACGUUUAGGGUGGAUCAAGCGGUUACUCAAGGCAUAUGGCCCGAAAUGGAAAGAACCUCUUCCUGUUCUUGAUCGAGGGUAACAAUCGAUGAAUAUCUUAGCAGAUGAAGCCUUAUUUACUAGAUCGAUGUCAAGGAAGGGCCAUCCCAUUUAUCGUGAUAGGUUGAGAUAUCGAAGACAAGCCGUCAAUCCUCGCGGAGUUCGCCUACUUAUCUAUUGAUUUGGAACCUGAAAACCUCACUCUUGCAUGCGUUCGUUGUCGACAGCGUCGCCCUUCGCCGCAUCAUCUUCCUCGUCAUCUCCCUCGAGAGCCGCUUUUGCCGCCCGCUCGGCUUCUUCCAGCAGCUCCUUGGGUACCUCUUCGUGUCUUCCUUGCGUUGGACCAUCUAGUG
Molecule: messenger RNA, 1076 nt
Organism: Aspergillus uvarum CBS 121591
Lineage: Eukaryota; Fungi; Ascomycota; Eurotiomycetes; Eurotiales; Aspergillaceae
Product: lumazine synthase RIB4
Exons: 3
Coding region: 66-692 (208 amino acids)
Biological process (GO): riboflavin biosynthetic process
Cellular component (GO): riboflavin synthase complex; intracellular anatomical structure; mitochondrial intermembrane space
Molecular function (GO): 6,7-dimethyl-8-ribityllumazine synthase activity
Source: RefSeq, a predicted model, not a curated record